CUUGGGAAUCAUGCUCGAAAUAGUAAUAAGUUAUUCAAAUAAGAAAUUAUAGUUCAAAGUCAUCGAACACUGCCACGCACAUCUCAGCAUCCUCAUCGCCCUUCGGGAUUGGCUCCAAGUUCAUCGUUCCCUGGAUUACCUACGUAUAGCAAAUAGGAAAAGGGCUACACGAUCAACAUUGAAGCUAAAAGCUUGGCGAUAUAAUGGACAUGACUUUUGGUGCCCGAUAUGUUAUUCUGAUGAUGGCUUUGUUCUCAAUAUACACUGGAUUUAUUUAUAAUGAAUCUUUUUCUGUACCCUUUGAAGUAUUUGGGCGCUCAGCUUAUGCUUGUAAUGACCCCUCAUGCAGCUACACCCAUGGUGAUCAAUCCCCGGAAGUUACCAUUUUGACAGGGAAAGACCGUUACAUCUGGAUCGACUUAGGGGCUGGCCUAGUGGAGUAUGGUCCAGCACUCUAUGGCGAUGGUCUUAUGCCUAGGGGCGAAUUUCAUCCACUGGCGUCUAUCCACGGCCGACCCAAGUCUCAAAAGUCUAUGCUUUGUGACUUGGCUUCACUGGUUUGGAGUUCUUACCAGACAGGAGAGGGAUACCAUCAGCAAAUCUUCAUACCAAUUGGAACUUCAUGCUUAGGUUCCAAACUAUUUCUCAAGGCCCUUAAAAGUUUAACAACUUACCUUGCUGAAACGGGAAUAGGAGUGGAAAUGGCAGAGACACAGGAAGUAGAAGCUUUGGUUACAAAUGAUACUACAUUACCUCGGUUGGAACACGACAAUGGGAAGGAACCGAUAUUUGAGAGGAAUGAGGAAGAGGAACAAGUUCAGAGAAUUUCAAUCUCAACAAAAAUACUAGAAAUGGAUAUAGAACAGGCCAACAAGGGGAUUGACUGUCAAAAUAUAUGUAUGGAAGGGGAAGCUGCGGUAAAUGGCUUGUCCAAGGAAGAGAUUGAUGCUGAAAAGGCUUUUGGUCCAAUCUUUCAAAGCUACUUCGAGGCUGUCCUUAGAGAAACAGAGGACUAUAUCCGGGAAAAACUUGCACAAAGAGAACUCAUAGAGCUUCUUAAGAAGGGUCUCAUCCAAGACCAAGCAGGGGUAUCUUUUAGGGUAACAAGGGAGAUUGUUAAAAGUAUGGAAAAUGUUGAUUUAGUCCACAUAAAGGGCACUAAACAUCCAAUUUUCUUGGCCUACUCAAACUAUGACGCAGAGGCAGUCACGGCUCACAUGAGCUGGGAAUCGCAGUAGAUUGUUUUAAUAGUUUCUCAUAGGGGAUUAAAGCUACUGCUCGAUG
Molecule: messenger RNA, 1284 nt
Organism: Cuscuta campestris
Lineage: Eukaryota; Viridiplantae; Streptophyta; Magnoliopsida; Solanales; Convolvulaceae
Source: the annotation of a GenBank genome assembly